Molecule: messenger RNA, 3380 nt
Organism: Xiphias gladius (swordfish)
Lineage: Eukaryota; Metazoa; Chordata; Actinopteri; Istiophoriformes; Xiphiidae
Gene: ssr1
Product: signal sequence receptor, alpha
Exons: 9
Coding region: 134-1015 (293 amino acids)
Cellular component (GO): endoplasmic reticulum membrane; endoplasmic reticulum
Source: RefSeq, a predicted model, not a curated record
AGCUCCGCCACACCUACCGGCCAGAGUCUCCUGCGCAUGCCCGGUAGGAAACGUAACGGAAGCUGCACGGCGGCGCACACAGCCUGGCCGUCUGACCGACGCUGAAUGAGAGCGCACUGAUUUUGACUUCGAAAUGAUGAAAUUUCUACCCAAACUGCUGCUGCUGGCGCUGCUGGCCUUCCCGGCGACUGUCCUAAUCAAAGGGCCAGUGGUUAGCGCCCAGGAUCUGACGGAGGAUGAGGAGGCUGAGGCUGUGGAAGAAGAUGUCGUGGAUGAUGUGACGGCUGACGACGAGGAUGACGAGGCGGAAGUGGAAGAUGACGAUAACGCGGAAUUGACGGAAGAAAAAGAAGAUGAAGAGGAAGAAGCGUUGGUUGGAGAGGUGAAGGCCUCCCCUAAUGCUGACACCACCAUCCUGUUUGUCAAAGGAGAAGACUUCCCAGCCAACAACAUCGUCAAGUUCCUGCUCGGCUUUACCAACAAGGGAUCAGAGAACUUCAUUGUGGAGUCCCUGGAUGCUUCUUUCCGUUACCCACAGGAUUACCAGUUCUACAUCCAGAACUUCACCGCUCUCCAGCUAGGCACUGUGGUUCCUCCCAGCAGGCAGGCCACCUUUGAGUACUCCUUCAUCCCCGCUGAGCCGAUGGGAGGGCGGCCAUUUGGACUCGUCAUCAACCUCAACUACAAGGACAGCAGUGGAAACAUUUUCCAGGAUGCAGUGUUCAACCAGACAGUCACCAUCACUGAGAGAGAAGACGGACUGGACGGAGAGACGAUCUUCAUGUACGUCUUCCUGUCAGGCCUCGGGCUGCUGGUCAUCGUUGGCCUUCACCAGCUGCUGGAGUCGAGAAAGAGGAGGCGUCCAGCUCCGAAGGUGGAAAUGGGAACUUCGAGCCACAACGACGUCGACCUGAGCUGGAUCCCUCAGGAAACACUCAACCAGAUCAACAAAGCAUCUCCAAGAAGAUCUCCUCGCAAAAGGAGCCAGAAACGCUCGGCCGGCUCGGACGAGUGACGGGCGCCCGAAUCCAACGGCGACAAAUCUUCACCCGCCCGUCUACGUAAGAGGAGGAGGGAGGGGGGGGGCUGUGAGCGCCGCAUGGAGCGCACUCUGCCCUCGCUACUGAGAAACUUUGACCAGUGCCAAGCAAUGGCUGGCUCUCUAAAUUCAGCUUAAAAACUGUUGAGAAAACACACACACACACACACACACCCCACACACACACACAGCCCUUCUUGUUUAAUGAUUUCUGUUUUCUGAAGCUUUCGCACGAGGGAGAGAAGUGAAAAGGAUCGUCCUUAAACAGGUGUGUUGGGCUUAUAAGGCACAAGAGGACUUUUUUUUUUCUAAGGUUGUUGGUUUUCUUUCAAGAUUACAUUUGUUUGUUAAAGCCUCCAGAAGAAAACUGCUGAUAUUAUCAUUGCAAGACACUUUUGAUUGUGUUUUAUUUUUAUUUUAUUUUUUUGUAUGUUUUUUUUUUUUUUUUUUUUUAAUUGCCUGCCACUUUGGUGUAGGGCUGAAACAACUAGUGGAUUAAUCGAUCUAAAGAAAAUGAAGUGGCAACAAUCUUUGUCAUUUUUCAAGGAGAACCGCCAAAAUUUUGAAUCAAGGUGGUUUUUCACCGUCUUCUACGUUUUGUAGACCAUAAUAGAUGAAAGGACAAUGUAUUUUUCAGAUUAACUGAUUAUGAAACUACUAGUUGCAGCCCUACUCUGGUGUGUAACGGAGCCACGAUAACACGUGCAGUUUUGUUUUGAAUUUUUUUCAGUGUAGUUUUGCAUUAAUAGAUUCUGUCUGCACAUUUUGGAUUUUGUACUGUGUGUUCGCUCUCUUCCGGCUGCGCCGUCCCUCUCUUUCUGUCCUUCCUCUGCUCAUUUCACUGCACAGAUCCUGGGGAGAGUCCGAUCCCAGUGCCCGCUAUCGCAGAUUCACACACUACCCGUGGCUCGUUCUCAAAAAGUCUGUCAGGGCCCAGUGCCGUCCCGAGCCCCUUUUGUGCAAGGACACUGUCUUGCAGACUGCUUGAGGGAACAACGGUGUUCGUUCAGGACUUGGGGAUGAAAUGGGCGGCUAUAAUAAAGGAAAUGUGAAUUAAACACAGAAAGGAGCUUGCAAAAACAUGAACAGUCGAUGGCAAUCGUGCGUAGCUUUUUUUUUUUUUUUUUUUUUGUCUGUGUUUUCUGCGAUGGCAUGGCCAUGCUUUCUGAAAAUGUUGUGACCUAACAUCAUCGCUGUUUGGUACUGCAGGGCAUCAUUCAACAUCUGCGGGACACCGGGAGGUCAGACGCAGCAUAGCUCUGGCAUCCAAGUGGUUUGAGUCGUUUGAAAUCCGUUGUUGAGCCACUGUCGACAAAAAUGGACACUGUCUUGCUUCUCAGAUAUUCAGAAAUUGUUUAAGACUUAUUGAUUUGGGGUUUUUUUUUUUUUUCUCCAAACAUUUGGAUAUCACAGUUAGGAAUGAAACCGUACAGCUGAAUUGAUUAAUUGAUCAGUGAAACCAUACUUGUCAUCCAGCCGCGAACCGUCAGAUCUGUGGACGUGAAAUAAGAGCGGAGCGAGGAGCCUGACGCAAACCGCGACACCCAGAAGUCCCCGAUCGAGUGUGAAGGUCGUAUCUGUGCUCGUGUAGAUGCUUUGGGUCUGUAUUAGGUAACCGGCUGAUGAGUUUGGGUUUCUCUCCCUAAAGAGCAGCAAGACUUGAAAUUCGUCGUCUUUAAACCCCUGACGCUUGAUCGAUUUCUACUUUUCUCUACUGUAAAUUUCUUCAGUUCUUCUCUCCUCCAAGCAGCUUGGGCAAAAUCAGAAAAAAAAAAACAAAUAAUUUACCGAACAAUUCAUUUGAGUCUUUGUUUUCUUUGCUCCCGUUGGUUUGUAAACAUGUCGAACCGGCCGAAGCACCGGUGUAGAUACCUGCUGUGAUGGAUGCUGAUGUGAGCGCAGAAUUACCGAGCUAAUUUAUUUGAGUGACGGGUUUGGGCUUAAACUGCGGGUGGGCGGGGGAUUGAGGAGGGGUGGGUACCCUACCUCUCUGUUUGACCACUAGGGGGCGUCGCCGAGUCGCGCUGCAGGGCUUGAGUGUCGGUUUGCGGCCCCUGUACUGCCGAGUAAAGCCUUGCGGUCCUGCGCGCAACCGACCUCCGGGUUCUGCACGAUGGACCCUGAAAUUCUGCGGCGUCCUUUCGUUUGCUGCCGAAAAAGCAUCACCACGCCGCCGAGGCUUCUCGAUACCACUCGUUAACCACAGACAGCUGAGCUCAUGUGUGUUAAUUUUUUUUUUUUUUUUUUUCUAAAAUGACUGGGCUGACAUUCAUUAAACACAAGCUUAUACUUUUAUCUGCUUUUAAAUGUGCAGGAAAAUAAACUUGGACGAUUUGCUGUA